AUGUUGACUUUCAAGUCCCUCGCACUUCUUUCUACACUGCCAUGUGUUGUGUUGGGUGGAAAAAACCGCCAGGGAUCGCAGAACUUCACUCUGUAUGGAUACAGUCGUCAAUUUGGUGGAAAUCCUUUGGUCUUUAUGGACGGGUAUGCAUAUCUUGUAGAUGUAGAUGAGCUUAACGUUACCAAUCCUACAAUUGUGCGAUUUACAUCUGAUUCCAAAAACGAAUGGUUCGCUUCACCGAACACAACUACAUCAGUGGAGUCACCAUGGCUGAACACAACAUUUUCUGUUCCAACACCCCAAACCUCCGAUCGUCGUGUAGGCUUCAUCAAUGGCAACUCAACAUCUGGGAACAGAAUUACCUCUGGCUUUCGGCUCUUUGGCUCAUUGGCGACACUUGUUACAUCUGAUGGCGAGUUAGAGUCUUUGUGGACUGGGCUUGAUGUUGGACGGCAUUUGUAUGCGUUAUAUUGGAACGAUACGAGCUUGGGUCAAAUUCCGAUUACUUUGACCGCUGUUGCCCCUUCUAAUUUGUCGGACUAG
Bipolaris victoriae FI3 is the source of this 543-nucleotide messenger RNA. RefSeq lists its product as hypothetical. NCBI's taxonomy places the organism in Eukaryota, Fungi, Ascomycota, Dothideomycetes, Pleosporales, Pleosporaceae. The record is from RefSeq and is a predicted model, not a curated record. Bases 1 to 543 code for a protein of 180 amino acids. The transcript has 3 exons.